Musa acuminata subsp. malaccensis (wild Malaysian banana) is the source of this 1503-nucleotide messenger RNA. RefSeq names its product mitochondrial uncoupling protein 5. The record is from RefSeq and is a predicted model, not a curated record. Lineage: Eukaryota; Viridiplantae; Streptophyta; Magnoliopsida; Zingiberales; Musaceae. Gene Ontology annotation, molecular function: succinate transmembrane transporter activity; oxaloacetate transmembrane transporter activity; thiosulfate transmembrane transporter activity. Gene Ontology annotation, biological process: oxaloacetate transport; thiosulfate transport; malate transmembrane transport.
CCCUCCGCCUCUCCUCCAACUCGUACUUACACAGAAGCAUAUGUCUCAGCGGCCCAGCGUUCCACACUCCUCUUCCGUAGCCUUCGCCCUCCACUCCCAUCUCCUGGUCUCCAGUGAGAUGAACUCCAACUCCAACUGGUUAUCGCUGUAAUUUUAGCGAUCCAAAGGAGCCUACUUUCCGAUCCUUUCUGCCUGGAGUUGGGAUUUUGUCCGCCCCCUUGGCCUAAAGGAUCCACCUUGAGCAUUAUUUUUAGUUGAUUUAUUCUUUUUAUUCUGCGAACGAGAGAUGGGCGUGAAAGGAUUCGUGGAAGGAGGCAUCGCCUCGAUCGUGGCCGGCUGUUCCACCCACCCCCUCGACCUUAUCAAGGUCCGCAUGCAGCUCCAAGGCGAGGCCCUCAGCCCCGCGGUCUCCUCCCUCCGCCCAGCCGUCGCCCUCCAGGGUGCUUCUGGCUUGGCCACCAUUCAUCAUCACCAGCCGUCCCUUCCCCUGCCGCGCCGCCCUGGACCGAUUGCGGUGGGCGCACAGAUCCUCCGCGCGGAGGGCCCUGCUGGGCUAUUCUCUGGGGUCUCUGCUACUGUUCUCCGCCAGACCCUCUACUCCACCACCCGCAUGGGCCUUUACGACAUGCUGAAGAAGCGCUGGUCCGCGUCCGGCGACGGUGCGUCCCUCCCGCUUCAUCGCAAGAUCGCCGCCGGCCUCAUCGCCGGUGGGAUCGGGGCGGCGGUCGGGAACCCCGCCGACGUGGCCAUGGUCCGGAUGCAAGCCGACGGGCGGCUUCCCCCCGCUGAGCGCCGGAACUACCGGAGCGUGCUCGACGCCAUCGGGCGAAUGGCCCGCCAGGAAGGGGUCGGGAGCCUGUGGCGUGGGUCGUCGCUGACGGUGAACCGGGCGAUGAUCGUCACGGCGUCGCAGCUGGCGACGUACGACCAGGCGAAGGAGGCGAUCCUGCGGCAGCGCGGGGCGGGGGCAGACGGGCUGGGGACGCACGUGGCGGCGAGCUUCGCAGCGGGGCUCGUUGCGGCAGUGGCGUCGAACCCGGUGGACGUGGUGAAGACGCGUGUGAUGAACAUGAAGGUGGUGAAGGGGGCGGCGCCGCCGUACGCCGGGGCGCUGGACUGCGCUCUGAAGACGGUGAAGGCGGAGGGUCCGAUGGCGCUGUACAAGGGCUUCGUGCCCACCGUGUCCCGCCAAGGCCCCUUCACCGUCGUCCUCUUCGUGACGCUCGAGCAGGUGCGCAAGAUGCUCAAGGACUUCUAACGGACGGCUGACACGCCUCGCCUUCUACUACGAACGGCUAUGAUGACGACAACAAUAAGAAUACAGAUUCUUCUUAAUGUUUACAGACGACAGUUCGUCUGAUGCUUUAAAUUUUGUUUCAGUAUUAUGCUUCUUCUUUUCUUUAUAGUUUUCAGUCCACAAAUGCUAUGUUGCCUCAACAUUUUCGUAUAAUGUUAGCGUUUCUUAUGCACCCCUAAUAAAUAUAUUAUCUGAAUUAAGCCUAA